This is a messenger RNA of Oryzias latipes (Japanese medaka), 3902 nucleotides long. Its product is annotated as solute carrier family 22 member 13. Gene Ontology annotation, biological process: transmembrane transport. Gene Ontology annotation, molecular function: transmembrane transporter activity. The record is from RefSeq and is a predicted model, not a curated record. Gene Ontology annotation, cellular component: membrane. Lineage: Eukaryota; Metazoa; Chordata; Actinopteri; Beloniformes; Adrianichthyidae.
UAUAGGAAUCCUUUAAUUUCCCUUAUUACAUUAUAAAAACCCAAUGCCAAAAACAAGAACAAAUAGAAAAAAAACUAUACACCUAGAUCAGAUGAUGGAUGGAUGGACUGAUGGGUUUUAUGAGUGUCCCAAAAAAAGGUAAAAGAUAUACACACUGAUAUAUAAUCACAUAUCAUAUAUAAUCAUAUACCCUUCCCUAACUAUACAUAAUCAGAGAAGGGAUCACAAAAUGCAAACAGACCCAAUUUGUAAAAUAUAAAUAUUUAAAAAAUGUAUAAAAUAUUUUGAAGCAUGCGAAAAAAUAAUUUUAAAAGUCCUUUUAAAUAACCCUUGUGUGGAUAAAAGUGUAUUUUUCCACAUAAACACAUUGGCAGAGUCUAAAACAUGACAAUAACUGACAACACGGGUAAAAAAAAGAAAAGGUCAUAUUUAUGAAGUGAGCAGUGAAGGUAAAGAUUGUUGACAUCAAGUCCAUAAUCGUCCUGUUGUCUAUAUCUCUGAUUAUAAAACCUGCUUUUCAGUUCAGACAGCAGGGGGCAGCAGAGAUCCUGCGACCACAGCAGCACACACGUGUUUAAUCCAUUACCAAAAUAAAUCGAUAAGAAGCAGAAAAUCCUCACAUGCUGUCAUUUUCCAGACGCUUUUAUACAGAGAGACUUUCACACGAUGGACAUGAUCAAUUACAAAUGUGUAUUUGCAUCAAUCGCGGGGCGUGCGUGGUGUUACAUCAGAGCUGCUCUGUGAUGUUGUAACAAUCCUAUGGCCCUGCCCUAUAGCUACAGUAAGCAGCACAAACGUCACGUUCUCCGCUGCCAUUUGUGCGCGUCUGCUCCAGAUUUCACGUCGUGCGGGGAAGCAAGAUUCCACCGGCAGCUGUUGCAAAACUUCCUCAUCCUGCGCGUAAACGUGGAUCAGAUCUUGCCUCCAGCUGAUGCGCACGCCCGAGUUUGAUGCUGGGAGCCUGCGCGCAGAAACUUGGUUGAAAUGGUCCUCCUCCGGUUGAACGUGCAUGACUGAGGGCUCGCGUGCAGUCAGGUGGCGGGAAGAUGAUGAAGCGCGGUCUGUGCGUAAUUCUGCUCCACCUGUGACUUAUUGACCGUGAGGCGCGCCGCAGCCUCGCGGUCACACUAACUCAGUUUUCGGGCGGGUAUAAAGCCAAACACCUUCCCGUCUCCUCUCCACGUGGGAAAGCCUGUCUCCAGUUCUGCCUCCACGACCAUCCCCUCUGAAAAACCAACCAACAAACAAUGAAUUUCGAUCAGAUCCUCGCGGCCAUAGGAGGUUUCGGCAAAUACCAGAAGAUCUUGUACAUAUGGAUCUGUCUGCCUCAGAUCCUGCUCGCCUUCCACAUGAUGGUGAGCAUCUUCACCGGAGCCACGCCGCCACACCAAUGCAGGGACAGCUUCAGCACAGGAGCCGGGAAUCAGACCCUCAACCUCAGCCUCCCGGACGCCUCCUGCUUCUCCGCGGACGCGCUGCCUCCGGGCAAUCGGACAGAGCGCGUCCCGUGUGGCCGCGGAUGGGUCUACAGCAGUGAGGUGUUUGAGAGCAGCACCGUCACAGAGUGGGACCUGGUGUGCAACAGAGCCGGACUGAACAGCCUGGGAUCGUCGGUUUACAUGUCGGGGCUGCUGGUGGGCUCUGUGGUGUUUGGAGCUAUGGCUGACAGGUAUGGUCGACGGUUCGUCCUCCUGCUGUCCAUCGCUCUGCAGACUGUCUUCGGGGUCGCUGUGGCCUUUGCCCCCAACUUCCCGGUCUACGUACUUCUUCGCUUUGCAGUUGGAACAACCAUAUCGGGAGUCAUCAUCAAUGCUUUUGUUCUUGGUACUGAGUGGACGUGCACCAAAAGGCGCAUGCUGGCUGGCAUAAUCACAGACUACACGUUCGGUCUGGGCUACAUGCUCCUGGCGGGAGUGGCGUACCUGAUCCGAGACUGGAGAAAACUGCAGCUGGCCAUAUCCGCCCCAGGGUUCCUGCUUAUCUUUUACAUUCGGGUGCUGCCACAGUCCGCCAGGUGGUUGCUGGCCAACGACCGGACAGAGGAGGCCAUCGCGCUCCUCCGCAAAGCAGCGCUGGUGAACGGCCGGGUCCUACCUCCAGCUGUGCAGGUUGAGAAGUGGGAGAUUUUAGGCGGAUCAAAGCGAAGUCACUCGGCUGUGGAUCUGGUCCGGACGCCACAGAUGAGAAAGAGGACAGUGAUCUUGUUCUACAUCUGGUUUGUAAAUGUUCUGGUGUAUUACGGGCUCUCCCUUGGUGUAUCCAGGCUGGGCACCAACCUCUACAUGACCCAGUUUGUCUUUGGGUUGAUUGAGAUCCCGGCUCGCUCUUUGGUUCUCAUCUUCCUGCCCUUCAGCCGCAGACUCAGCCUGAGCGGCUUCCUGGCCGUUGGGGGGCUGGCCUGUUUGCUCAUGCUCACCGUCCCUGAAGAUCAUCCCAAUGUCUUGACUGGUCUGGCAAUGGUAGGGAAGUUCGGUAUUACAGCUUCUUUUGCCAUCAUCUAUGUGUAUACAGCUGAGAUAUUCCCCACUGUGGUAAGGCAAACAGGAAUAGGUGUUUCCAGCAUGUUUGCCAGGAUGGGCGGUGUGUUGGCUCCCAUCAUCAACAUGCUGGAUAGCCACAGCCCUGCUACGCCCCUCAUUAUCUUUGGCACUUCGCCACUGCUGGGAGCUCUCCUGGCGCUGGCGCUUCCAGAAACGGCGGACAGACCACUUCCAGACACCCUGGAGGACGCAGAGAACUGGGACGUCAGGUCUGCUCCCGUUGAGGAGAUCUCUCAGAUGUGUGAUGAAGUUGGCCCGUUACCAAGCAGCACGGAGAAGAAGGAGCUGCUUCCUCUAGCGACCCUGACUUAACCGGGUGUGAAAGGACACAAAUGCUUUAUUAUCCGGCCGACAUUCAGUAAACAGUGGUUACCCUUACACUCUUUAUGCAAUUCCAUGUCAGGAUGUGAGAGUGAGCUCUAUGCAAGGAAGCCAAACAAGUUCAGCACAAGGUGUUCAUGCACGGCUGCACAAAGCAGGCAUUCACUCCACCUGCCGUGCAGGCCAUAAGAGGCCUACUGUUGUAGCAGAUUUAGGUCCCAACCAGCAUUCAGGAAUAGCUCUUUUGCAAUUUUUGCCAACCUUUCGUAACUUUGUACCUUUCACCUAAUUUUCUAACAUGUUGAUAAACAAAAAGUGCUGGAAAAAGUAUUCAAUCUGGAGAUUUUUCAGAUAUAAAACCUUUUAAUGAGCAGCAGCAGAACUGCAUCUUCCUCUCAAAUGUGGUUUAAAAACUCAAUGCUGACCAAGGAUCUUCUGCAUUUUUUACAAACAACUGCAUCUUCUUUCUGUGGUUAUAUUUUAAUGUUGCUUUGAUGGAAGUGGCAGCCGUGUAGACUCUUUUGUUUAGUAAAGGUUAAAUGCACGCAUUUACGUCUCGUGUAUCUCUGUCUUAACUUAGCGGUUGGCUGUCAUUUAAGAAAAUGAUGGAACCUUCUCUUAAUUUUGACCUUAGACAUCUUUUCUUCUCUAACUGAUUAGUAAAUGGUGAUUUGUAGAGACUUUAGGGGUUUAAGAAGGAGACUUCUCGGCUUCAGAGGCACCUCAGAUCUAUGCAGCUGCUCGGCCAAAACCUUCUUCAAGUCUGUUUUUUUACAGCAGGAAAGGUCUGGAGCCCUUCGCAGACUUCCAGUGUUAAAACCCACAGCAUGAAAGCAUGUCCUAUAGCUGCAUAUGUUCAUGUAACCAGAGAUACCAAUGCAAUGAUAACUUUUGAUAUUUUUUUUUAUUCAGGCGAUUGUCUUCCAGUCUAUUUAAAUGCAUCAAUUUUUUAAAGAACAAGUUGAAACAUGUCGACGUGUGACAGUGUAGUGAAGGCUGGAGUGCCUUUGUGUUUCCUGCAAUAAACUUAUGUGAUCAAAA